Messenger RNA from Penaeus indicus, 2238 nucleotides. RefSeq names its product trypsin 3A1-like. Gene Ontology annotation, molecular function: serine-type endopeptidase activity. Gene Ontology annotation, biological process: proteolysis. Bases 1 to 879 code for a protein of 292 amino acids. NCBI's taxonomy places the organism in Eukaryota, Metazoa, Arthropoda, Malacostraca, Decapoda, Penaeidae. The record is from RefSeq and is a predicted model, not a curated record. The transcript is spliced from 5 exons.
AUGCCUCCUGUAGAUGUAACGGAUGUCCCUGAAGUGAUAACUUUGGGCGAUGAUGAAGAGGACGAGGAAACGGAAGAGGAACUCGAUUACGUUACCGACGACAACGAAGGCCCGAUACUUGUGACGGAGGGAAACGAUCGCAACAGGUUCUUCUGCGGAGGCGCCCUCAUCACGGCGAAACACAUCCUCACCGCCGCUCACUGUGUCGCUCUCUCGAGACCCGAAGUGAUCCGACUGGGCGAGCGGGACUUCACGCAGACCACCGAGUCGCAGGCCUUCGACUACACGGUCCAGAGAGUCGUCAUUCACCCGCAAUACAACCUCCUCUUCAACUACUUCGACAUCGCUGUGAUUGAACUUAGAAAUGAGGUGAGGUUCAGUGCCCUUGUGCAGCCUUACUGCCUGCCUGCCUCCACGCUGAUGCUGGAUGGCCGCACCUGCACCGUCUCGGGCUGGGGCUCGCGACCCAACGAGUUCGCAUCAACACUGCUCACGAGCCUGGAAGUCGAUGUGAAGUCCCAGGAGGAGUGCAACGCCCUGUAUGCCGAGGCAGGGAGUGUCUUCACGACCAGCUACCCGCAGGGGCUGGACGCCACUCUGCUCUGCGCCGGCGGGGGCACCGGCCAGGACGUGUGCAGGGGCGACUCAGGCGGGCCGCUGGUGCUGGGCGAGGACGGGCGUGAGACGGAUGUGGGCGUGGUGAGCGCGGGGCUGGGCUGCGGCGACCCUCGGUUCCCCGGCAUCUACACCCGCGUCGACGCCUUCCUCGACUGGCUGGACCGCGCGGUGUACGGCGCGUGCGCCCGGGCGUCCUUCGCGGCGCUGCAAGGAGGGGCCGCAGGGAACGACACGGAGGGUGGGGCGACCGCGGCACUCUGACGCUGAGGACAUGGUAGGGAGCUGCUCCUCAUACAAAUAUAGUGGGCGCAAAAAGUUUACAAAUUCAUCUCCAAGAAACGUUAACAUUGCGUUCCGAGAAGAACGUUCAUCCAGUGACGUCAGUCGACUCAGCACUAUCGGAGUUUUGUGUUGCGUGUUUGGCCAGCUCAUGGCCUUGGCUUCUCGCUAAAUGUUUUGUUUUAUGCCAGUGAGUGAUUGUCUACGAUUGAUGAAUGAUUAAACAUUAGAUCAUCUGGUCAGAAUUUCCUCAUUAGAAUGUCAAGUUUGACAACUUGCAAUUCCAGUUCAGACUAACAGAAUGAGUAGAAACAAAUGACAUUAACAAGAAAACACGUUAAUUCACGAUAUUAGAACUGUAAUUGUCUCCAAUGCGAUAUUUGCAAAUAUGAAGAUUUUAAGAGGCUGAAAAGGCUGCUGUCACAGUAGCAACCGGAGAAGUAAAACAAGAAAAAUGGUUCAGGAGCACCAAGGAAAACUUGACAAGAACAGACACAAAGCUCAAACCUAAAGUGAUGUCCGAACCUACUAUAACAGCAUCAGCAUUUAAGAAGAAGCAUCUAGAUCUCCCCAAGGACGUGUCAGUAAGGACCAUCCAGCAUCGCCUCCAGAAAGACCUCUGUUUACCGACUCGGCGCUUAACUGUGAAGCUUCUACUCAAAAAUCUAAAAAAAAAGCAAAAAAAAGCAAGAAGUUUCAACGCUAGAUGAUGUCCGAUUGGCAAAAAGUGAUGCUGAGUAAUGAAAGGACUUUCAGACAAGUGAGAGGAAUUUUAAAUUUCGUGCGUCGCCCUGUGAUCCCAAAUGCACAGUUCAAUACAGUUAAUCGUGCGGGCAGUGCGAUGGUUUGGGAUGGUUCUCCUUGGAUAUAAGGGUAGGCGAGGUCCAUACUUUCUUCUAAAGAAUGCAUCAGCAAGGGGAAGUGAUUACGCUACUUUCCCCGAGUCAGACACAGUCCAAAAGUUACUAAAUGACAGUGUAAUUAAUGUAUUAGAGUAAUCAGGUACGUCACCUCAACUGAAACCCAUAAAAUCGGAUGGAACAUCAUGAAGAACAAAGUUAAAAAAACAGGCCUAACAACAUCAAAGAUCUCCUAGAGACACUGAAAAAGCUAGUGGUGUCUCCUGUUCUGUCGAUCUUCCUGAAUCCACAGAUAGUUUUGCAGCAGAGAGGGAACAUGAUCAAGUACUAAAUGUAAGAUAUAAAAUUAUGCAAACAAACUCCACUACAAAAGUCAAUAUACAUUUUUUUGUGGGCACUGUAUAUAUGUAUGUAUGUGUGUAUGUAUAUACAUGCUUAUAUAUGUGUGUAUGUGCACACACACACACACACACACACACAC